Molecule: messenger RNA, 261 nt
Organism: Arctia plantaginis
Lineage: Eukaryota; Metazoa; Arthropoda; Insecta; Lepidoptera; Erebidae
Source: the annotation of a GenBank genome assembly
AUGAUAGAGGCAUUGCGAUACAUUACAACGGUCAUAAGUCAACGAAACGCCGCGCUGGCGCAGCUCUGGCGCCGACCGACCGCGCCGUUGCGCGCGCCUGUCGCACUCAUCUUCGUGACAGAGGUAACGGGCCCUGAGCAGUGCAGUGGCGCGGGCGGCUACCGUCUCGCACAGCGAGCGGCGCACCUUGGCCUGAACCGCCUUCGUAUGGCACGCGCCACCGCCCACGAUUUACGAGAAGAAAAUAACUUUACACAUUAA